CCCGCGGGCGCGCCGCCCUCCCUGCAGCCCGCGUUUAAAGGCGGCGGCAGCGGCACCCGGCCCCUCCUGUGACAGCGGCAGCGCCGCUCCGAUCCUCGCUCCUGGCGGCCGCCGCCAUGUACCGCUACCUGGGGGAGCUGCUCGCGUCCCGCCUGGCCGGCGGCUCGGUGCUGGCGGGCGCGGAGCCGGGCGGGCCGGCGGCGGCCGGCGGGGCGGUGGCGGCGGCGGCGGCGGCAUGGGGCGGGGGCCGGUGUCCGCGGCGGCACUACUGCGAGGCGGCCAAGAAGGAGGACGACCCCAACUUCUUCAAGAUGGUGGAGGGGUUCUUCGAUCGCGGCGCCAGCAUCGUGGAGGACAAGCUGGUGGAGGGGCUGCGCACCCGCGAGAGCAUGGAGGACCGGCGCCACCGCGUCCGCGGCAUCCUCCGCAUCAUCAAGCCCUGCAACCAUGUGCUCAGCGUCACCUUCCCCAUCAAGCGCGACAACGGCGAGUGGGAGGUGAUCGAGGGCUACCGGGCGCAGCACAGCCAGCACCGCACGCCCUGCAAGGGAGGUAUUCGUUACAGUAUGGAUGUUAGUGUGGAUGAAGUGAAAGCCUUGGCAUCUCUCAUGACAUACAAAUGUGCUGUGGUUGAUGUGCCAUUUGGUGGGGCAAAGGCUGGUGUCAAGAUCAAUCCCAAGAACUACACAGACAAUGAAUUGGAAAAGAUCACAAGAAGGUUUACCAUGGAGCUGGCAAAAAAGGGCUUUAUUGGACCUGGUGUGGAUGUGCCUGCUCCUGAUAUGAGCACGGGGGAGAGGGAGAUGUCCUGGAUUGCUGACACCUAUGCCAGUACCAUAGGACACUAUGAUAUUAAUGCACAUGCAUGUGUAACUGGUAAACCCAUCAGCCAGGGUGGGAUCCAUGGACGUAUAUCUGCAACUGGUCGUGGUGUCUUCCAUGGAAUUGAAAAUUUCAUCAAUGAAGCCUCAUACAUGAGCUUAUUAGGAAUGACUCCAGGAUUUGGAGAUAAAACAUUUGCUGUUCAGGGAUUUGGUAAUGUGGGCUUGCAUUCUAUGAGAUACUUGCAUCGUUAUGGUGCAAAAUGUGUCGCUGUCGGAGAGUUUAACGGUUCCAUCUGGAAUCCUGAUGGGAUUGACCCGAAGGAACUAGAAGAUUUCAAAUUGCAACAUGGGACAAUCAUGGGCUUCCCUAAAGCAAAGCCACUUGAGGGCAGCAUUCUGGAAACAGACUGUGACAUUCUAAUCCCUGCUGCCAGCGAGAAGCAGUUGACCAAGGCCAACGCACACAGAGUUAAAGCAAAAAUUAUUGCUGAAGGUGCCAAUGGGCCUACAACUCCUGAAGCUGACAAAAUCUUCUUGGAGCGGAAUAUCAUGGUUAUCCCUGAUCUUUACCUGAAUGCUGGUGGUGUGACAGUAUCCUACUUUGAAUGGCUGAAAAACUUGAACCAUGUCAGUUAUGGCCGUUUGACUUUCAAAUAUGAAAGAGAUUCAAACUACCACUUGCUCAGUAAGUGCUCGCUUCUGCUUCCAUGCACUUUCUAAUUAAUAGACUGGACU
Molecule: messenger RNA, 1559 nt
Organism: Oenanthe melanoleuca
Lineage: Eukaryota; Metazoa; Chordata; Aves; Passeriformes; Muscicapidae
Product: glutamate dehydrogenase 1, mitochondrial-like
Exons: 10
Coding region: 117-1544 (475 amino acids)
Biological process (GO): L-glutamate catabolic process
Cellular component (GO): mitochondrion
Molecular function (GO): L-glutamate dehydrogenase (NAD+) activity
Source: RefSeq, a predicted model, not a curated record